AUGAAACUUCAUUCGACAGCUUUGAGCGCUGAAAGAAAGAAGUUGCAAAAUGAAUUGAUGAUGUGCAUGAUCCUUCAGGCAUUACUACCGUUGAUUUUCUCAACGAUUCCAAUGCUGGCAUUCAUAACGAUGAUGAUUGCGCCAAAAGAGAUCGAUUUUUAUGGAACGAUUAUAUUGGCAUUUCUGAACUGGCAGCCGUGCAUCUAUCCGAUGAUAUCGCUGAUAUCGAUAAGACCAUUUCGACGUGAAAUCAGCAAACUUUUCAAGAAGCAGAAUACAGUUGUCGUUGUCAGGAAUACUCAGUGGUCGGUACCGAAAUUGUUUUCAGUAAUGAAAGCAACACAUUAA
This is a messenger RNA of Anisakis simplex (herring worm), 348 nucleotides long. NCBI's taxonomy places the organism in Eukaryota, Metazoa, Nematoda, Chromadorea, Rhabditida, Anisakidae. The record is from the annotation of a GenBank genome assembly.